Messenger RNA from Penicillium verhagenii, 1281 nucleotides. RefSeq lists its product as uncharacterized. The record is from RefSeq and is a predicted model, not a curated record. The transcript has a single exon. Bases 1 to 1281 code for a protein of 426 amino acids. NCBI's taxonomy places the organism in Eukaryota, Fungi, Ascomycota, Eurotiomycetes, Eurotiales, Aspergillaceae. Gene Ontology annotation, molecular function: gamma-glutamylcyclotransferase activity.
AUGGCGCCUGGUACCACAUCACACGCGAACAAUGUGGAGGUAUCUUCCCCGUCUCAGCGCCGAUUCAGCGCGGUUGAGCCUCUAGACCGACUCCAGGCCACUGUCCCUGCGGUCCCACCCCAAACUGCAGACCUCGAUAUUCGCUCGAUCCCUACCACCUCCGUCGAACGUUGUCAGGCUUCAAAUAUCGAUGCGUCCCCAGAUCAAGAUGUCUCGCUUCCUGAAAAAAUUGCAGUGCAGGAGGACAGUGGCAAGGGUCUGCCGCAGAGAUACGCAGAAGAGACAGUUUUGUAUUUAGCAUACGGGUCAAAUCUGGCUGCAAAGACAUUUCUCGGCAUGCGUGGAAUCAAACCAAUUUCGAAAAUCGCUGUUCUCGUGCCGGAUCUGCGCCUGACAUUCGACCUUCCCGGACUUCCCUACAUUGAACCCUGCUUCGCAGGUACCAUGUUCAGGGAUCCCGACGUGGCAUCUGAUUCAGGCUCGGAGGAGUCUGAGAUUGACGUUGUGGAUGACGAGACGCUCCUCACAGAAAGCGAGUUUCUAUCUGAGAAGGCGUCGCUCCUGACUCGAACAAAGGAAAUUCGUGACACUACUUUCCAUGAGCGGCAUUGGCAUAAGCCUCUCAUCGGUGUUGUCUACGAGGUCACAUUGCUGGACUAUGCCAAGAUCAUUGCGACAGAGGGCGGCGGCCGUGGGUACAGGGAUGUAGUCGUUGACUGCUAUCCCUUCUCAGAAGACUACAAUUCCUCCAACCCAGUCCCAAACCACCCUUCUACCCAGCCCUUCAAGACACAUACCCUUCUCUCACCGGCAGCUGAUGACGCCCGGAAGAGAAUACACGCUGCUAGGACACCUGAGUCAUCUGCGCCAUCUAGGUCUUGUCAGGCGUCUUCGAUAUUUGGAGAUAUCCAGCCACACAUGCGCCCGGAUCCAGAGUACGCGCAGCCUUCUGCGCGGUACCUCGGCUUGCUUAUUGCAGGUAGCGAGGAGCACGAUCUCCCCGUAUCAUAUCGGGCAUACUUGUCGAAUAUCCAUUCCUAUCAUACCACUACUUUUCGACAGAAGAUCGGGAAGUUUGUCUUUGUUGCUAUGUGGGGGCCAUCUUUACUCCUGACACUACAGCUGUCCAAGCGUUUUGCUGGCCCUGAUGGACGUAGCCCGCUGUGGCUGGCUGGGGUGGCUAAUCUGCUAUUCGCGGGGAUGUGGAAUAGCUAUGAUUUUGUCUUCAGACGGGCGUUUGGGGAUGGUGAGAGGACUAUCGGUGAUACCCCUUCCUCGUGA